Sycon ciliatum is the source of this 2365-nucleotide messenger RNA. RefSeq lists its product as uncharacterized. The coding region runs from base 225 to 1481 and encodes 418 amino acids. The record is from RefSeq and is a predicted model, not a curated record. The transcript is spliced from 2 exons. NCBI's taxonomy places the organism in Eukaryota, Metazoa, Porifera, Calcarea, Leucosolenida, Sycettidae.
GAACUGUUUGGAUCAUUGCUCUACGUUGUCGUGAAAUGUAGCCUUUGAGUUAGUAAUCAUCUUCAUUUUUCAUAUCUAAUGAACGAUACGACUGUAUAUUAAUCUCCAAGUCGACGCUUUUAGGCUGCUUUGUUGCUAACGAUUGUAACUGCGUGGCAGUUUUUUGUGACUCCUUGUGUUUCGAAAUUGCAAGAUAUAUAAUAUUACACGUAGGGGACGCCAGAAUGCUGCUCAGGUCGAUGCUCAGAGCUGUGACGGUCACUGCAGUGUUCAGACUAUGCGCUGGCCAUAACGAGACUAAGAAAGAUGACCAAGACGAUUCCGCUGACGGUCUGCUUCUUCCUGUGCUGGGAGCCCUCCUUGGUGUAUCAGCCAUCGUCAAUGCGAUCUUUCUGCUCAUCCUGUGCAUCAAGUGGAAGCGAGCCAAGCGGAAGCCAAGCUUAGCUUCCCAGGAAGGUAAUGCACUGGGCACGGCAGAUGGCUAUUCAGGGGUCUGCCUCUCACAGCUUCAAGGCAUGGAGAACAGCGAGGAACAGUCUAUGAAACCGCAGCAACAGCAGCAGUCCAGUCGGAACAGUGGCGAGACAAGCACGGAUCUUGAUGAAUUCAUAAGCCAGUCAGCAGAAAUGCCCGCAGACUCAGUGCUUCAGCCUGAGCAAAGUGCGGUCGAGUUCAAAUUUGACGUGGCAGAGUAUUCCGCACCGCCGCAUGCAUCGCCAACACCUGCAAGAAAGGGGAGUUGCUAUUCACCGCCUAGGUACGACACGCCUCGAAGCGCCAGAGCACUUGCGGAUCUCAAGAAGCAUGCAAGUCAGCCAAGAAUGUCUCCCGGUAAAAAGCCUGCACUCAAGCCAAGACCACGCAUGUCUUUUUCCAUCUCAACGCCCAAUCUGAACGGCGAAUUGUCCCCUGUUAUUUCUUCGUCGUCAUCGCGCCUACCUAAAGCCUCCGAAGGAAAUUCACAAUUCAAAGACGAACGACGAUUCGCCUUUGCGCACAAGGUGCAGGAUGGUAAAGGAACCCCACGAAGCCGUGCCUUUUACAAAUCACCUGAACCCCCACACUCACCACCAUCAAUGCCACCUCCAGACAUCAACAGCUUAAACCAAUCGCGAGGUCGAUCACCGCGGAAAGCUCAUGGUACAACUAAAGCUAAAGUUGCUGCAAAGAAUUUUUCUGGCAGAGGUGCGGCAAUGUCUACGGACCAAGAGGACUACGUGGACAUGGAUUCAAAUCCGCGCAUUUACAUUCGAAGCGACUCUCUAGCGUCCUAUGUGUCCAUGCAUUCCUAUUCACAGCAAAACUUCAUGGAGCCCUCGUCUAUGGCAAAUCACGCGCAGGCCUCUUUCAGAUGUCUACCCGACCCGCUGGCUGAUGAACAGCAUACUGAAUCGCAACACUCAAGCGACGAUUCAGAUGAUAACUCAUAUGCAGUCCCUAGGCCAGCGACUAAGGUACCCCGACAAAAACACAACGGAUGAACCAACCAAGUCUUUAACGAGUACUCGUAAUGGGAGCAUGGGGAAUAAUGCGUGUUAUGACAUGCUCUGGACAAGUAUGACGCGCCUGGCAUAAAAUUCGAAGAAGGAGCUGAAAUCAAAUUAUUUUUUAUAACUCGGGGUCGCUAGAUUAUGAGAUAACAUGCCUUUACUAGCCCAUCUGAUGGUGAAUCCAGUCUGUUUGAGAUUCUAAACAUGCAUUUUAGUCCUGUAACGUUAGUCCUCUACGCUAUAAUCCUGUCUCCUCUCUUGCAUGCUUGGCCUUGAAUUUUAUCCAGUUGUUCGUUCACUGGCAAUCCCUUUUUGCUCAAUAGUUCUGUACAAGCGAGAUUCUGCCCCCCCCCAAAAACACUCUUGAGUUUCCAGGUGCCACACCACUUUCGUUAGAACAACCUAAAGCUUUCAUAGAAAAUUCCUUGAUGGUGAAACACUAAAGUCCGCAAACACAAAUACUGGUAACGAAUAAAUAAACAAACAGCGACAUUUGACUUCAAUACUGGACCAGACAGUCUCUGAUAUAACCCGCCACUGACUGAAGGCUGGCAGUGUCGUGUUCUUUCCUUCUUCUGUCGCUCAUACGUGUAUUCAAUUGCAAUCAUUGUGUAAGGUUUUGUGCUUGUUCGCUGCAUUCGUUGCUCCAUUCUUCCAUCCCAAUGGUUCUUUCGAUGCUUUUGCAACUAUUGUUGCUGCACCUGUUCUUUGGACUGCAACAGGAGCCAAUGCCAUGGAGGUGUCCGGUCGAAAAAAUCUCUUGUAUAUAUACAGUUCCAUUCGCCACUCUAUCUAUUCUCCAAUCAAAUGUCGUCGUUGCUAUAAUAAUUACGGUUCAAUAUUGGAUUAAUAGCACAUGUACAUGUACAUUCAUA